Molecule: messenger RNA, 1058 nt
Organism: Talpa occidentalis (Iberian mole)
Lineage: Eukaryota; Metazoa; Chordata; Mammalia; Eulipotyphla; Talpidae
Gene: GLRX5
Product: glutaredoxin 5
Exons: 2
Coding region: 50-508 (152 amino acids)
Source: RefSeq, a predicted model, not a curated record
GGCGGCGAGCCGAGGGCCCGGCCGUUGAGGGCUGCAGCCGCGGUGCGGGAUGAGCGGGUCCCUGGGCCGGGCGGCGGCGGCUCUGCUGCGCCGGGGGCGCGGCGCGGGCGGCCUGCGGGCCCCGGGCGUGCGGGCGGCGGGCGCGGGCGGCGGCGCGGCGGCGCGGCUGGACGCGCUGGUCAAGAAGGACAAGGUGGUGGUCUUCCUCAAGGGCACGCCCGAGCAGCCCCAGUGCGGCUUCAGCAACGCCGUGGUGCAGAUCCUGCGGCUGCACGGCGUGCGCGACUACGCGGCCUACAACGUGCUGGACGACCCGCAGCUCCGGCAAGGCAUCAAGGACUACUCCAACUGGCCCACCAUCCCGCAGGUGUUCCUCAACGGCGAGUUCGUGGGCGGCUGUGACAUCCUCCUGCAGAUGCACCAGAACGGGGACCUGGUGGAAGAACUGAAAAAGCUGGGGAUCCACUCUGCCCUUUUAGACGAAAAGAAAGACCAAGACUCAAAGUGAGGGCGCCUGGGCCCCCCGGAGCCGCAUGCGGAGCUGCAGGAGGGGCCGAGGGGCCGGGGACUCACCAGCGGAGGCCGCCCGGCCUGAGUGCCCUGCUCAGACCCCUGCUGCCCUGACUGCCCGUUUGCCCCAGUUGGGUGAUUUCCGUGUGUCCUGUGUUCGGCUUCAGAAGAUUCGAUUGUGGACUUUUCUACUAUAACCACUGCACUCUGCUGAUCCAGUGUCGGCGAUGAUGUGGCUAACAGAUCUGUGCUUAUGUUGUCACUUGCCCUUUGCCUGAUUCAGGAAUAAAACUAGGAGAUUUUGAAUCAUUAGUAUCCACGACUCCUCUGCAGUUGCGUCAGUCUGCAAAGAGAGCGCCUCCCCUCAGCCCCUCAAAUUUUUGUAACUUGUUUUUCCGUUAAGAAAAAUGAUAGGGGAGAAAAUGUGGCAAUUGGGGUGUGUCUUUUAAAAUAAAAUGCCAACACGGGCGCUGUGUGUGGGUUGUUAAUUCUGAGCAGCAAUAAAUCUGUCGUCUUCUGUUCGACCUGCUAGAAUAAAAUACCACAGG